Molecule: messenger RNA, 1067 nt
Organism: Astyanax mexicanus (Mexican tetra)
Lineage: Eukaryota; Metazoa; Chordata; Actinopteri; Characiformes; Acestrorhamphidae
Gene: spmap2l
Product: theg spermatid protein like
Exons: 8
Coding region: 85-822 (245 amino acids)
Source: RefSeq, a predicted model, not a curated record
ACGGCUGCCGUGGAAACCUGUGACAGGAGCUAAUGCAGAUCUGCUGCAGGAUCCUGCUACCUGAGGGGUCUUCACCUGAGCACCAUGGUGAUUACAGGCGAGUUCAGAACAUCUAACAGAAUUCUGCAGCUCGCUCAGCACAAGGAAUCCAAAUCUAUAUGGGUCACCACUCCCGGUAGGAAGCUGACGUGGGGGAACCAGGAGUCAAUAUGGCUGCUCUCCUUGGGGGCGUUAGGAGCCGUUCCCUCUCCGAGGAUUCAGACUUUAGCCCAAAAUAAACCAGAUUUCUCCAACCUGAACCAGAACCUGCACCUGAACCUGUUCAGGGAAAGGGAGGAGGGGGCGGCGAAGACCUCCCGCCCUUCCUGUCGCGAGACCCAGUACGAGCAGGCCGCCCGCAUGGCGACCCCCAGGGCCCGGUCCAGGAGCUCCCAGGUUGUGAGUCCUCAUUCAGACUGGUGUGAGUACAGCUGUCCUGUGUGGCACAUCAGCCCCGGGGUGCAGAAAACCCUCGUAUCUCCGCGUAUCGUCCAACUGGCCCGCCCCAAAACCACACACCCCGACUUCAGGGUCAACCGCCAGGCAGUAGAAACACACAUCACCCACGCAGCUAAAACAGCUCGGAUCACCUCCAGACUGGAGCAGUUGUGUUUACCCAAACUCAGAGAGAGCAGCCUGUUCUACCCUCCCAGCCGCCCCGAGAGCCCCAUCCGGCCUGUGUCGAGAGGAGCGAGCAGGGCGACAGCUAGCGCUCGUGUGAGACAGCUGUCCACCCCCAAGUCCCUCUGUAAGGACUACAUCCCCCCACGGGACCUGGACUGAGCAUAAAAUCUACAUUGAUCAGCCAGAACAUUAAAACCACCUGCCUAACAUUGUGUACUGUAGAUAUCCUUCAUCCCACCAUAUUUAUCAACAAACCUUUAGAGGAAUCACUGCAAUAUGACUUCAAAUACGUUUGUCUCUAUUAUUAUUUCAUCAAACAAAUGCUUUUUUUAUGCCAUAUGCGUAUCCCCAGUGUAUAUUUAUAGAGAAAGAGAAAAUGGAGGAAAUAAAAAUCACUGAGAAGA